AUGCCUUGGCCACGUUUCGGUGACGUUAAGUCAGUAUUUGAUCUGGUAGCCACUAUCUUGACAAUUCUCGGUGUGUGGUACGGUGUCUUCAAAGCCCAAUGGCAACUUAGCUUGCGCCGAUCUACUGGGCGAUUAGGCAAUGUUUGCUGUGACAAGGAACAGAUGGGCUAUUUUUACCCAGAAGUCCCUUCACGCAAGCGUCAAAUCUUCCCAUUCUUUAUCAAAGAUUCAAAGAUACCCACGAUCCCAACAGUUGCUUGGAUAAUGAAGGCUGGCGAUGAAGGUGUUUUCACAUCGUCCAUGUUCAAUUGGAUAACCAGGCGCCAAGCACAAGUCUCAUGGAGGCCGUUGUACGAAUCUCUGUUCCGAGAAAUUGAAUUCAACAGAGCCCGAUCUAGACAAACACCACGUCAGGAUAUGAGUCACGAGUUGGAACGUUACGCGAGUCAUGCUAGACUACGCGUCACGAAACAGAUAAGCAUAGCCAAAGAAGGAAUGUCGAAGCCGUCUGUAAAUUUCGCUUACAACGAAACAAAGCUUUGGAGGCGAAAACGUCUGCAUUUGCCUUGCUUCCACAAAGACGGUCAGGCAAUGAAAAUUGGUGCUGAUCGAUUCAUUAUCAGUAUCCACGAGGAUUCGAAAUGCGUUAAAGUCGAUCGUCAAUUUAUGUAUGCGCCAUGGAAGAUUGCUAUUACGGCUUCACCCCCUUCCAAGAAGUCCUAUUCCCUGGGAAAUGACGAGGAGGUUGUCAAGCUGUCUUGGGGUCAACCAUCGCCUAUCUUGGUAAAGAGUGCCAGGCCAUUAAAAUAUCUAACAGAUACGCGCCAAAACUCUCAAUGUUGCCAGCACAAUCACAUGCAAAACCCAAUGUUUGCCAAUUGUCUCCAGCGUCUUUGGAUUGAUGAAGAUAAGCCAUGUGUCGAAGUCUCUGAAGAGGAGAUGGCAGCCCUAGCUUUCACGUUGGGUAUCAACAUGAAAUGCCCAAACUAUCAACCAGAAGGCACAGGAGCAUUCAAUAUUGCAAUGAGUUCCAGAGUGUCCGGAUGUCUCACUAAAUUCCGUCUCGUCUAUUCAGGUGGGUGGGAUCCAGGCUCAAAAGCCUGUGGUAGCGGAUACUCGACUCUUUAUGCGAAGCAUCUUGCAUGUGGCUGUCUACCAUUUGCAAUGAAUGACGCCCACGUACAAACUAUUGCGAUAGACGACGGACUAUAUCAGUCCAUAAAAAGGGGCAGGCCAAUCGUUGACGCAAAGUCGCAAUGGACCUUUGCAAUGUAUUACCUAAACCGAUUGCCAAGAUCGAGAGGCAUCAAUUUUUAUCACCAGGCUGAAAGUGACGGAGAAUUUGGCAGUAUUUAUAAUUGGGAGCACAAAGUUGUCGGCAAAUGGUGGGAAGCAGUGUCUGGGAUUGCCUUUGGUGGUCUGGUACCAUCUGCGUCAAAAGCCGCGGCUGAUGCCAUUGCCUUUUCGGUUGGCCAAUUGGCAAAUGAUCAAGGUACGGAACUCCUCCGAAGACUGAUUUUAGAAGUCAACGAAAAGUCACCACAAGCCAUUCAAAAUAUGAAAAUAUUUGGCACUGUCAACUUUCCGUUGUGGAGGGCCUGGGCUGACAAGAAGCACGGUCUUCAAUUCGGCCCUGACCCCACUGAUUCUAUCACUCGCAAAAUUGUGGAAUUAUUUGCUCUAUACUGUACGCUUCUCGAGCGCAUGAUGGCAUGUAUCUCUUACAGCAGCAACGACCCUGUCGAGGGUGUGUUUAGAGACUGCUCAGAAGAAAUCAGGCUCUCAUAUACGCGGGCCGUCAAGGAGUUCAAACCGAGAAGGGGCCUCCCCACGACAUUGCUUUCACAGGCUAGCUCUCAUUGGUCCUACCCCGGCAAUGCUCAGUCUAUCGAAGAACAAGUGCAGUUCCAGCGUAUCGGCCUAGACGCCGAACUCAAUCACCUCGUUCAGAAGAUUCGAGUACACGGACUAGACACUAUUACUAGCCGAGAUUGCGCCAAAGUCGCAAGAUGUAUAAUUUCCGAAUGGGCACGCUUAGUACGCGAUGUUCGGUGGAACGAGAGUGGGAUACGUCGGUCCAGCGAUGGGAUUCAUAACAUUGCGUCCAUUCCUGUUCCACUGUCCGAUUUACCUGAUACUUCUCUAUGGGAGUAA
Molecule: messenger RNA, 2154 nt
Organism: Penicillium antarcticum
Lineage: Eukaryota; Fungi; Ascomycota; Eurotiomycetes; Eurotiales; Aspergillaceae
Exons: 3
Coding region: 1-2154 (717 amino acids)
Source: RefSeq, a predicted model, not a curated record